UACCUCUUUGACUCCCACGCGCCCAUCAAGGAGCUGCCCUGCGGCCACUUCCUGCACUCCAGCUGCUUCGCCCAGUACACCCGCUACAACUACACCUGCCCCGUCUGCUGCAAGUCCAUCGGGGACAUGAGCGUGUACUUCAAGAUGAUAGACUCCCUGCUGGCCGCAGAGGCGCCCCGCCUGCCGCCGCAGUACGCCAGCCAGACCCAGGCCGUGCUCUGCCACGACUGCGGGCGGCAGGGGCUCGCCAGCUGGCACUUUGUGUACCACUCGUGCCAGCACUGCCGGUCGUACAACACGCGCGUGCUGUGA
This is a messenger RNA of Monoraphidium neglectum, 312 nucleotides long. RefSeq lists its product as hypothetical. Gene Ontology annotation, biological process: protein ubiquitination; ubiquitin-dependent protein catabolic process. The transcript has a single exon. The annotation marks the transcript as partial. The record is from RefSeq and is a predicted model, not a curated record. Gene Ontology annotation, cellular component: nucleus. Gene Ontology annotation, molecular function: ubiquitin protein ligase activity. Lineage: Eukaryota; Viridiplantae; Chlorophyta; Chlorophyceae; Sphaeropleales; Selenastraceae.